Onthophagus taurus is the source of this 1762-nucleotide messenger RNA. Its product is annotated as luciferin 4-monooxygenase-like. Gene Ontology annotation, molecular function: CoA-ligase activity. The record is from RefSeq and is a predicted model, not a curated record. Lineage: Eukaryota; Metazoa; Arthropoda; Insecta; Coleoptera; Scarabaeidae.
AUGAAUCGUAUAUUAUAUGGACCGGAUUUUUUAACUCCAAUUCCAACAGAUCCGAUUGGAAUUAGGUUGUUUGAAAAAUUAAAAGAAAAAGGAGAUGACUUUUUAUACAUUGAUGCCUCAACUGACCAAAAACUUACAAACAAAGACUUUUUAACUUUAUGUUGCAAAUUAGCUAAAAGUCUUCAAAAUCGUGGGUUUAAACAAAACGAUGUUUUAGCAAUUUCAGCUGAAAAUAGUAUUUUUUAUAAUGUUCCCGUGGUUGCCGGGUUAUUUCUUGGGAUGAUUUCUGGAUUUAUUAACCAAAAUUACACCAAAAAUGAAUUUUUGCAUCUCUUAAAUAUAUAUCAACCAAAAAUCGUUUUUAUAUCUUCAAAAUUAUUACAAUUUUUUGAUAUCAACCAAGAUUUAAAAGUAAUAAUUUUGGAUGAGGAAGAAAUUCCUGGAUAUGAUAACCUAAAAAUGUUCAUCAAAAAAAAUUGCGACCAACAUUUUUGCAUCGAACAUUUUAAACCUGCAAAUUUUAACACCACUAAUCAAACCGCUUUUAUUGCAUCAUCUUCUGGCACAACCGGUUUAUCAAAAGCAGUUAUGAUAACUCAUGAUAACAUCGGAAUAACAAUAAAUAUAUUAGACGAUCCAAAAUUUUCUGUAGCUAAAGAAGCAACCGCUUUACUAUUCAUGCCAAAUUUCCACGUUUACGGAUUAUUUAUGAAUAUUUCCGGAAUUAUCAAAGGCAAUCAAAUGGUUGUAAUGAAAAGAUUUGACGAAAAAAUUCUCCUAAAAUCGAUCGAAAAAUAUAAAAUAACAAAUUUACCGAUGGUUCCAGCGAUAGCUUAUACUUUAAUUAAAAGUACUAUCUUUAAAGAUUAUGAUGUUUCAUCGGUUGAAGAACUUUACUGUGCGAGUACUUCAUUAAGUACAAAAAUCGAACAAGAUCUCAUCAAAUUAUUUCCUAAAUUGAAAAGUUUUUGUCAAGCUUAUGGUUUAACUGAAGCAACAUUAAGCGUAACUUUAAUGCCAAUAAACGAAACAAAACUUGGAUCAUCUGGAAAAAUAGUUCCUGGAAUGUCGAUUUGUUUUUGCGAUGAACUUGGAAAUCGUUUAGGUCCAAAUCAACCCGGUGAGAUUUACUUAAAAGGAAGAAUGAUCACCAAAGGUUAUUAUCGUAAUCCAGAAGCAACGAAAACUACUUUCAUCGACGGUUGGUUACACACAGGAGAUGUUGGUUACUACGACGAAGAAGGUUACGUUUUUAUCGUCGAUAGAGUCAAAGAUUUGAUUAAAUACAAAGGAUUUCAAGUUCCACCGGCUGAAAUCGAAGGAAUUUUAAUAACCCAUCCAGAAGUUAAAGCAGCUUGUGUUGUUGGUAAACCAGAUGAAUUAGCGGGCGAGUUACCUACUGGAUUUGUGGUUAAACAACCAAAUUCAAAUGUAACCGAAGAGGAGUUGAUUCAGUUCGUAGCCGAGCGUAUUUCAAAAACGAAACAUUUACGUGGAGGAAUUUAUUUUAUGGAAGAUUUACCAAAAACAUCGUCUGGAAAAGUAAGAAGAAAGGAGUUAAGAGAUUCUUUAAUUUCUUAAAAUAAUUUCGUAAAACGAUAUGUUAAUGCAAUCAGGGCAGUGCCAAACAAGAUGUCAAAGAUAAUUUAGAAAUAUGUCGUGGGCAAUGUAGAAGAAGAUAAAGGAACAUUCUAUAUGCAUUUAUUUUUGUUUUCCAAUAGUUUUGUGUAUGUUCUUUCGAAUAAAUAUGGUUAUUAAGUUA